AUGACCGACGACCAUGAGGUCCAAAGUGGCCUCAAUUCUCACGUGGAGAAAAGGGCAGAAGAGGUUCAUCAACUGGCCAGGCAGUUCACCGAGCAGAGCACCUUUUCUACCCACGGACAGAACCCCUUUGCUGCCGAGGCAGGAUCAGCCUUGGAUCCUAACGGUAAAGGCUUCAAUGCUUUAUCAUGGUGCAAGGCCAUGCUACAUGUUCACACCGAGGAUAAACAGGCCCAUCCGUUGCGAACCCUUGGAAUCGCCUUUAGCAAUCUCAAUGUACACGGUUUUGGUUCCGACACAGAUUACCAGAAAAGCGUCGGCAAUGUCUGGUUCGAAGUGCUAGGUCUGGCAAGGAAAGCGCUCGGUACUCAUAGCCAGCGCAGAAUACAAAUUUUGCAGAGUCUGGAGGGUGUCGUGGAGGCUGGCGAGAUGCUGGUGGUUCUUGGUCCUCCUGGCUCGGGAUGCUCGACCUUCUUGAAGACGAUCGCUGGGGAGACGUAUGGUUUCCAUGUUGAUAAUGAAUCUAGUAUCAAUUUUCAAGGCGUGAGCGCGAAGCAGAUGGCCCACGAAUUCCGAGGCGAAGCUAUAUACGCCGCCGAGCUCGACAUCCACUUCCCAAAGCUCACCGUCGGAGAUACUCUUUACUUUGCGGCGCGCGCCCGAGCACCAAGGCACAUCCCUGGCGGGGUGAGUGUGGCUCAGUAUGCCAGCCACAAGCGUGACGUGAUAAUGGCCAUGCUUGGUAUUAGUCACACUAAGAACACGAUCGUCGGAAACGACUUCAUUCGUGGUGUAUCUGGUGGUGAACGCAAGCGAGUCAGUAUUGCCGAAGCUUGCCUCAGUAGUGCUCCCCUGCAAUGUUGGGAUAACUCCACCCGUGGCCUUGACAGCGCAAAUGCCAUUGAGUUUUGCAAGGCUCUGCGUAUACAGGCAGAUAUCAACGGUGCCACUGCUUGUGUCUCGCUAUAUCAAGCCCCUCAAGCCGCAUACAACCAUUUCGACAAGGUGCUGGUAUUAUACGAAGGUCGCCAGAUCUACUUCGGUCGGACAGACACCGCGAAGCAAUACUUUAUUGACAUGGGCUUUGCCUGCCCCGAGCGACAAACCGAUGCAGACUUCCUAACAUCGAUGACUAGUCACCUCGAGCGUGUCGUACAGCCAGGUUACGAAGGCCGCGUGCCUCGAACACCUGAUGAAUUCGCUGCACGAUGGCAGGCCUCACCACAGCGAGCACGACUUCUGCAAGACAUCGAAAACUACAAUACAAAGUUCAUGCUGAAUGGAGAGUUCCUGAACAAGUUCAGACAUUCUCGCCGAGCUCAGCAAGCCCGGGUCCAGCACGUAUCCUCACCUUACACUUUAUCCUAUGCACAACAGGUUAAUCUGUGCCUAUGGCGCGGAUACCAACGCCUGAAAGCCGAUCCCAGUGUCACGAUAUCGUCGUUGUUUGGAAAUGUUAUUACUGCUCUUGUAAUUGCCAGUAUCUUCUACAACCUCAAGCCCAAUACCAGCACCUUCUUUCAGCGCGGUGCCCUUCUAUUCUUUGCUUGUCUCAUCAAUGCCCUUGGUUGCGGACUGGAAAUGCUGACUCUAUAUGCGCAACGAGGAAUCGUAGAGAAGCACUCGCGAUAUGCUCUCUACCAUCCAUCAGCCGAAGCAAUUUCAUCAAUGAUCAUGGACUUGCCGUACAAGGUCCUCAAUGCCAUCCUUUCGAAUACAGUUCUCUACUUCAUGACCAACUUGAGGCGAGAACCUGGGGCUUUCUUUUUCUUUAUUUUCACUUCCUUCAUUCUGACGCUAACGAUGUCCAUGUUCUUCCGGUCUAUGGCAUCUUUAACGAGAUCUCUUGUUCAAGCUUUGCCCUUCUGCGCGGUCGUCCUUCUCGGGCUCUAUUCUUAUACUGGGUUUGCGAUCCCGACAGGGUAUAUGCUCGGGUGGGCGCGAUGGAUUGCGUAUCUUAAUCCUAUCAACUAUGGCUUUGAGUCCCUCCUGAUCAAUGAGUUCCACAACCGUGACUUUCAGUGCAUAGCAUAUGUCCCAUCGGGUCCUAGCUACAUGGACCUUCAAUCUAGGAACCAUGUCUGCUCUACCGUCGGAUCUGUACCCGGUCAAGCAUUUGUCAAUGGCGAUGCCUACAUCCAAUCAGCAUAUGACUACAACGUCUCGCACAAAUGGAGAAAUGUUGGGAUUAUACUCGCCUUCAUGCUCGUUCUUGGAGCCAUCUAUCUGGUCGCCACUGACUUGGUCACUGAAAAGAAAUCCAAGGGCGAGAUCCUAGUGUUUCCCCGCGGGCAUGUGGCACUCAAGAGUGGUAAGCCUGAUGACUUCGAAGGGGGCAGUGACCACAGUGCUUUUAAAGAGAAGCCUAAGUCCGACCCUGAUGACCCUAUGAUGAUCGAAAGCCAAACUGCAAUAUUCCAGUGGAAGAAUGUUUGUUUCGACAUCAAGAUCGGGAAAGAGAAUCGCAGGAUCCUUGACCACGUUGAUGGAUGGGUCAAGCCAGGGACCUUAACCGCUCUGAUGGGGGUCUCUGGUGCUGGGAAGACCACACUCCUGGAUGUUCUAGCUGCACGUACUACUUUGGGCGUGAUCAGCGGAGAAAUGCUUGUCGAUGGUAAACCGCGGGAUGAAUCUUUUCAACGCAAGACUGGCUAUGCCCAGCAACAAGAUCUGCAUUUGAGCACUGCCACAGUGCGCGAGGCACUUGAGUUCUCAGCUCUUCUCCGUCAACCUGCUCAUGUUCCUCGCGGAGAAAAGAUCAAUUAUGUGACCGACGUUAUCAAACUACUUGAUAUGGCAGACUUUGCUGAUGCUGUUAUCGGCGUCCCUGGAGAAGGCCUUAAUGUUGAGCAACGGAAACGUCUCACCAUCGGGGUAGAGCUUGCGGCAAGACCGGCCCUGCUUCUGUUCUUGGAUGAGCCCACGUCGGGGCUCGAUUCCCAGACAUCCUGGGCCAUCCUUGAUCUCCUCAAUAAACUGAGGAAUAACGGCCAAGCGAUUUUGUGCACCAUCCAUCAACCGUCUGCUAUGCUGUUCCAGCGUUUUGACCGUCUCCUCUUUCUUCAAGCCGGUGGUCAAACCGUAUACUUUGGAGACAUCGGUCAGAACUCGCAUAUUCUGAUUGAUUACUUCGUGCGCAACGGUGCCCCUCCCUGUCCCCCAGCAGCUAAUCCUGCUGAAUGGAUGCUUGAUGUGAUCGGUGCCGCUCCUGGUUCCCACACGGAAAUCGAUUGGUUCGAGACAUGGCGUAAUUCCCCAGAAUACGCACAAGUACAAUCGCAUCUCACCUCACUGAAGCACGAACGCUCCCAGCAAAUUCCACUGGCCUGCGUUAGCUCCGGCACAGAGCGCGAGGACAGAGACAGUUAUCGCGAAUUUGCUGCCCCUUUCUUCGCCCAGCUCCGUGAAGUUCAAAUCCGAGUCUUCCAGCAAUUCUGGCGCUCUCCCAUCUACAUCUACUCUAAGGCAAUUCUCUGUGUCUUGCCCGCUCUAUUCGUCGGCUUCUCUCUCUUCAACACCCCCAACACAAUCCAGGGCCUGCAGAACCAAAUGUUCAGUAUUUUCCUAUUACUCAUCCAGUUCGGGCAACUCAUCCAACAAAUCAUGCCACAUUUCGUCACCCAGCGAGCAUUAUACGAAGUCCGAGAGCGGCCGUCGAAGACCUACUCCUGGAAAGUCUUCAUGCUCAGCAAUAUCGGUGUCGAGCUUUUCUGGAACUCACUCAUGUCUAUCUUCAUGUUUCUGUGCUGGUACUACCCUAUCGGGAUGUAUCGCAACGCGGAACCCACCGACACAGUACACCUGCGGGGCGCGCAGAUGUGGCUGCUAAUCUGGACUUUCCUGCUUUUCUCGUCUACCUUUGCCCAUUUCAUGAUCGCUGCGCUCGACGCCGCAGAGAACGCCGGAAAUCUGGGGAGUUUCCUGCUGUUACUCUGCCUGCUCUUCUGCGGGGUGCUCGCAACCCCAGCCCAGCUGCCCGGGUUUUGGAUCUUCAUGUACCGCGUCUCCCCAUUCACGUAUCUGGUCAGUGGGAUGCUAUCCGUGGGAAUCGCGGACACGACCGUCACCUGCGCCGACAAUGAGUAUCUGAGAUUUGACCCAGUCAACACGACCUGCGGUCAGUACAUGGCGCCGUACAUGGCUCAGAUGGGCGGAUAUUUGCAAGAGGAGAACGCGACGGCGGGCUGUCGCUUCUGCCCGGUUGCGGACACGAAUUCGUAUCUGCACGCGGUAGGGGCUAGCUAUGCGGAUGUCUGGAGGAACUUUGGGCUCAUGUGGGUUUUCAUCGCGACGAAUGUUUUGGCUGCAUGUCUGUUGUACUGGUGGACGAGGGUGCCGAGAGUUCGGAAGAAGCCGGUUGUGGAUCCUAAGGUUUGA
This is a messenger RNA of Aspergillus melleus, 4374 nucleotides long. Its product is annotated as ABC drug exporter AbcA. Gene Ontology annotation, biological process: transmembrane transport. Lineage: Eukaryota; Fungi; Ascomycota; Eurotiomycetes; Eurotiales; Aspergillaceae. Gene Ontology annotation, cellular component: membrane. Bases 1 to 4374 code for a protein of 1457 amino acids. The record is from RefSeq and is a predicted model, not a curated record. The transcript has 3 exons. Gene Ontology annotation, molecular function: ATP binding; ABC-type transporter activity; ATP hydrolysis activity.